UGGGGGAUGCCCAGCCGCGCGUGCAGCCCAGCCCUGGUGGCAGCGGGGCUGUCUCUUUAAACGCUCAGAGGAGCCGGGGCCAGAGGGCGGCUAACGCGUUUCCAUGGCACCGAGGCCGCAGGGGCUGCGGGGCCGCGGGGUUCGCUGGGUUCCAGUCGCUCGCGGCAGAGCAGGGGCGCGCAUCUUGGUGGCCGCGGCGCCUCGGCAGCACCCCGGCCACUCCUCCCGCGCUCCCAGGAGCCUGUGAUGCCCAGAGGGGCCAAGCUGCUGCCGAGCCCUCCGCGAGGAGACCCGCCUCGCCAGCCAGUCUCCCAAGCCCCGCACACCAACUUCUGCCCCGCGAGCCCAACUUCUGCUGCGGGCCCGGACUGCGGAGCCGGAGUGGCUCUAAGCGCUCAGCCGGGUGGCGGCUGGAGCAGCUCCGCCCCGCGGGAGAUGACCUCGAGGCUGUGGCUCUGGUGCUUGUGCACCUGGGUGGCUGCCGGCUGGCCUCCAGGCAGCGCCAUACAUCUCCGGCCAGACAUGCCUAAUGUGUGUGAAGAGCAGCAGCUGACCGUGGUGGGCCUUCCACGCCCAUGUGUCCGAGCAUUCACACACACCGUCAAGCUCUGGAAACAGGGCUGUGCCGGCCGGAGAUGGUGUGUGGGUUAUGAAAGAAGGACCCGGUACUACACCGUGUACAGACAGGCAUACAGCAUGGAGCAGCAGACCGUCUACAGGUGCUGCCCUGGUUGGCGCCGGCAGGACGAUGAACCUGGCUGCUUACGUUCUGUCUCUGCGGUAGCAACGUGUUUCCAUGGAAGGAGAUGCUCAGAGAGUGAAGCCCAGCUGUGCCGGUGUUCCGAGGGUUUUCAGGGACCCCACUGUCAAUAUGAUAUAAAUGAAUGUGCCAUUGACAAUGGUGGCUGUCAGAACCAAUGCUGUAAUACCAUUGGCAGUUAUUACUGCAAGUGUCAAGCUGGCCAGAAGCUGGAGGAAGACGGCAGAGGAUGUGAAGAUAUCGAUGAAUGUGCGGUGGUGAAUGGAGGCUGCCAGCAGCGCUGUAUUAACACUCUGGGCACCUUCCACUGUGAAUGUGAUACAGGAUACAGACUCCAUGCUGAUGAACGCACCUGCAUAAAGAUGGACCCCUGCACAGGUGUGAAUGGAUGUGCCCACAUCUGUCAGAGGGAGAAUGGAGUGGCCAGGUGUGCCUGUCACCCAGGGUACCAGCUGUCUGAAGACAAAAAGGCCUGCAGAGACAUAAAUGAGUGUGCAGAAGGGCUUGCUCACUGCGGCCAUCGCUGUGUGAACUCAGUGGGAUCUUUCACUUGUGCCUGUCACCCUGGCUCUGAGCUGGGAGCUGAUGGAAAACGGUGUUACAGGAUUGAAUUGGAAAUUGUCAAUAGCUGUGAAAAGAACAAUGGUGGUUGUUCACAUCACUGUGAACAUGCACUUGGUGGGCCCCGUUGUUCCUGUAACCAUGGACACCGGCUUGAUUCAGAUGAGAAAACAUGCAUAGACCUUGAUGAGUGUGAGAGUGGAGAAGCCUGCUGUGCCCAGCUCUGCAUCAACUACUUGGGAGGCUAUGAAUGCAGUUGUAAGGAAGGCUUUCAGAUCAGUUCUGAUGGUUGUGGGUGUGAUGCUUUAGAUGAUGAUGAGCUAGAGGAACGAGAAGAGGAAUUAGAAGUUGUGAGGUUCGCAGGCCUUCUGUUCAAGAGCCCGUCUAGACUGCUUCAUUAUGUUGCUCCCUCUCUGCCUCCCACCUACCAAGAUGAAGAAGAUGAGGACAAAGUGGGAAAAAAUAUUCGAGGAGAACUAGCUCUAUUGCCCAAAAUUGUCUGUUUAGAUCACACCUUUGGACAUGAUUGCAGUUUGAGCUGUGAGGACUGUAUGAAUGGAGGCCAGUGCCAGGAGGGAAAGAGGGGGUGCUCCUGCCCAGCUGGCUGGGGUGGCAUUCUUUGUAAUGAAACUUGUUCCCCCGAGACCAGUGGGGAAGAAUGUGGAAGCGUCUGCCAUUGUCAGAAUGGAGGCACCUGCGAUCCUCUAACUGGGCAGUGCCAGUGCCCCCCAGGGGUGCAUGGGAAAACCUGUGAACAUGGAUGCCCUAAAGGACUCUUUGGGAAGAACUGCAAAAGGAAAUGUAACUGUGCCAACAAUGGCCAUUGCCACAGGGUGUACGGUGCCUGUGUGUGUGAGCCAGGGCGCUAUGGGAGGUUUUGUCAUCUGAACUGUCCCAAGGGGGCCUAUGGGGCUGGCUGCGCUUCAGAAUGUCAGUGUGUGGAGGAGAACACCCUGGAAUGCAGCGCCAAAAAUGGCAGUUGCACCUGCAAAUCUGGUUACCAAGGCAACAGAUGCCAGAAAGCCUGCCCUGAUGGACUCUGGGGACCAGAGUGUGAGGUCUCCUGUGGACCCUGUGAGAAUGGAGGUCAAUGUAACAAAAAAACUGGAAACUGUGACUGUCCUCCUGGUUACACAGGAAAAGACUGCACCACACUUUGUCCACCAGGCACAUAUGGGAAGGACUGUAAACAGGUAUGUCAGUGUUCGGCCGAGAAAGAGGACUGUCACCCAGUGACAGGGAGAUGUACCUGUCUGCCCGGCUACCAUGGAAACCACUGUCAUCUUGAAUGUCCAAAAGGCACUUAUGGUCCCUAUUGCCAAAGGACUUGUAAGUGCUUGAAUGGUGGCAACUGUGACACCGUGAUUGGCACCUGUGACUGCCCUCCAGGCUUCAUUGGGGCUGACUGCAGUCAAACCUGUCCUGCCAAUCACUACGGGAAGGACUGUGUCCAGCGGUGUUCCUGUGGCCCAGGACAGUGUGACCCAGUGACUGGAGAGUGCCACUGUUCACCUGGCCAAAUGGGAGCCAAGUGUCAGCAAGGAUGUCCCCAGACAAGGUAUGGCCCAAAUUGUGAGCUAAUAUGUACCUGUAAAAAUGGUGGCCUUUGCAAUCCUGUGGAUGGAAGCUGUACCUGUGGCCUUGGAUGGACAGGAAAUUAUUGUGAAAAAAAAUGUUCCCCUGGGUAUUAUGGCCCAGGCUGCCAUUUUACUUGCACCUGUCAGAACAGUGGAGUUUGCAGCAGGUUUUCUGGAAGCUGUGAGUGCCUCCAAGGUUACUAUGGGAGAGACUGUGAACAUGCAUGCCUUCCUGGAUUUUAUGGUUUGAAUUGUGCUCAGAUCUGUGACUGCAGAAAUGGAGCCAGUUGUGAUGCAACGAGUGGACAGUGCAUUUGCCCAGCAGGUUUCCAUGGCAGCCAGUGUGAAAAAGAGUGCUCACCUGGAAUGUUUGGAGAUAAUUGCCAGCAACUUUGUGACUGUGAAAGCAAAAUCUCCUGCCACCCAGUAACUGGAAAGUGCCUCUGCCCACCUGGAAGAGCCGGAGCCAGAUGUGAAGCUGAAUGCAGGCCAGGCCAAUAUGGACCUAACUGCGCUCUGACGUGCCAAUGUGUCCACAGGACUCAGUGCAACCCGCUCAAUGGGAGCUGUACUUGCCCCUCAAAGAGAAUGGGUCCAACCUGUGAGGAAAACGUUUUGGAUGAUCUUCAAUAACGGAACACUAGCAGCUUUUCAGUGGGUGGACAGAAUUUCGCCAAGGCUCACCCACAGUUUAUCAUCUUAACUUUGGCAGGGAAAUGCACUUACUCAUCCAUCUUCAGCCCAACCUCUCCUGUUGUGAGGUGAAAAAUGAUGUCUCCAAUUUAUGGCCUCCAAGUAGAAGUUCCAUUCUCCAGCCUACCCUUCCCAACUUUCUUUUGCUGAAGAACAUGCCCAAGAAAGAGAGAAUAUUUUUUCAAGAUCCCAAUCGUAGUAACAUUUUGGACUAAUAAACGAAACUCUUUUUUAUAUGCACAGGCGGUAUUUAAAUUUGGAAGUAAGAAAUGCCUCUCAGUUCAGCUUGGACUGCACUGGAAUAUUCACACCUAGUCACUGAAGACCUCAGUGGUCAUUAAGUAGCUGGAUCCUCUUUAGAAAUGUCUAGAAUUUCAUCUAUUUAUUCUUAGUAUCCUGCUCCACAGCUGAGCCUGCUUCAGGUUGUUAAUGUAUUGUAUUUCGAACAUGACUUUUGGUGUGGGAGACUAUUAAGGCUUUAGCCACAUACAGAUCUGGGUAAAAGUAUGAUGGGCACACUUACAAUGAAUCAUCAAAAUGCUUAGUGGUGUUCUCCUCAUCACUGGUCAGCAGACAGGAAAAAAGUAACUAGAAAUGAUCAAGAUGAGAUGCUUAGCCUGCUCUGGGGGGGACACAAAUUUCCAAUAGAGUAGGGACUUCCUUCAUUUCAAGGAAAAAAUAAAUAAUAAAUAAAAACAGUGACUGCCAACAGGGAGAAUAAAACAAGAAAACCAGAUUUCUCUUCCUUACUAGAGAUCUUGUCUCCUAUUACAACACGUGAGAAACUCACUCUAGAAAAAAAGUUUCCAGAAACUUUUCAUGGUAGGAAAAAAAAAGAAUAAGAGAUUUCUUUUGGGUGAAAUUUUUUAUACCAUAAUGCUUAACUUUUUAUAAAUGAGAAGCCUUAUGUAAAAUGUUAAGCACAGUUCUUGGCAAAAGGUCAAUGGCCCAAUAUUAUCUCUUUUCAUCCCCCAUGCCACCCCAAACUCUAAAAUAAGUCAUGUGAGUGGGAAAGCAAAGCCAUAGCCUAACCCUAUAUUUGUACUAUCACAUGACCCAUAGACAAAUGGAGUUUCACCUUCAUCCUUAUAUCAGUCAAUAAGAACUAAUGCCUGUUACUGUGUAGCCACUUUUCUUUAUAAAAGUUUUAUAGGUUGUCUUUCAUAUCAAAAAAUAAAAUACAAAAGUGUUUAAUAUCCAGAAUAUUUCCAUUUUCUGCUUGGUCACCUUGAAAAAUCUUGAUUUAGAUGGCACCCUACAAAAGUUAAUAAUCGUGUGAUAAGUUAUUCCUUCUAAGAAAUAUUCCAGUUCUUCUGCUUGAGGACACUAGCAGAUGUCUGAAAAUUAUUAGAGGCAAUGACAUUUCAUUCAUGGACCAACAUACAAUAAAUGUUAAAUAAUGUCACAGCUGCAAAGUUAUCAAAUAGAAUUUCCUUGCAAAAUUAUGUAACUAGAAUUUUAAAAAUCAUUUUUAAUAGCUGCAUCUCAAAAAUGCUUCAAAUUAAGAAUAUAGUUCACAGUGACGUACAUUUCUGAGCAAAUAAAUAAUGUAGCCUUUUUACUUUCAUAAGGAUUUAUCUGAGCUUUCUACAUGUAAACAGUUAUUCAGGUAGAGAUAAGUGUAAUCUGCCUACCAAAAAAAAAACCCUGUAAUUUGCACAGAAUUUUAAAAAAUUCAGCUAUUUAAAAGUAAGUCAUGAUUUAAUAGGCAUGUCCUCUUUAAACUAAAGUCCAGUGUCAAAUUAGAGUCAUUGUCAUGGGGUAGAAAUACUUCAUAUUACUCCUACUUUCCCUCCUUCUAUAAUCUGCUCUUUGAAUGUAGAAAUGCUGACCCCGAAAGAAAUCCAUCCACCCAUAAUACCCCUUUAGAAAGGUGCCUAUGCUGUGAUGUUUCAGGCCCUUUCAUUUGAAAUACAAGAUCAGAGUGGGGAUUAUUAUGCUUUUCUGCAAUAAUAUAGCUCAAGUUUAAAGAAAACUGAGCAGAUGUAUGGAAGUGUGCUGGCUAAUUUGGAGUUUCCAUCUAGCAUGCGUGGGAUAUACCAUUUCAGUUUAACACCUAACGUUCCCCCUACUCUUUCUAACUUCUAUGCUCAUUUAUUGAGUUUUCCAGAUGAGACAGCUAUUUGACACAGGCUAAAUUAUUUUUAGAGAACUUGGAAAUCAUUCCAAGAGUUAGUGGCAAGAAUGGCAUUUCCUUUGUUAGAAAUAGCAAAGAGGGUUUGGCUUCUGCGGGGCCUCUUUCACCUCGGUUUCUUCGGGACCUGGUAAUACAGACGUAGCAAGAAUUUAAAAAAGCAUUUUGAUGAAGUGAACAAAUAAUAGCUACUGUCUGCACUCUAGGAGUUAUGUAUGCAAUUCCGUUGAAAUAACUUUUCAUGGUUCUAUGAUAGAAAAAGUAUCAAAGUAGCUGAGCUUUUAAAAUAGAUUUCAAGCAAUUCCAAAGUUUUGACCCUUUUUAGCUAAUCAUGUAGAAACUAUUUUCUACUUUUCCUGCUUAUAUUUUAGUUUUUCAAAAUAAAAGAAAAUAAUACAAAAAUCAAUAUUUGAAGUCUAGGAAAUAUAUUUAAAGGCGGAAGAUACCUCUUUUUAUAUUCUUUCAAAUACUGACAUACUCUUUCACUCUAAAUAUUUUGUCAAUAUUAUAUAAAACACCAUUUAAUCAUUCUUCAUUUUAAUGU
This is a messenger RNA of Myotis myotis, 6269 nucleotides long. Its product is annotated as EGF-like and EMI domain-containing protein 1. The record is from RefSeq and is a predicted model, not a curated record. The transcript is spliced from 24 exons. Gene Ontology annotation, molecular function: protein binding; calcium ion binding. Bases 247 to 3531 code for a protein of 1094 amino acids. NCBI's taxonomy places the organism in Eukaryota, Metazoa, Chordata, Mammalia, Chiroptera, Vespertilionidae.